GAGCCAAGUACUACAGAUGAUCAUCGAUAUCUAAGUCAUGAACAAUAUGAGCACUCAAAUCGCAGCCUGUUCACCUAUCAAGAUAGACUCGGAAGCUGGAUCCGAAGUCGACCCACUAGGAAUCGGUGCUCCAUUACCUGUAUCUCAGGUCACCUCAAACCCACCCGAGCCAUCGUCAUCAAAAGCUCCACCACACGUCAAAAUAUACCUCCAAGAUGAUUGUCUGAAGCACCGCUUCAUCCGCUCACGAGAUACCUCAGCCAUCGUGGAGCGACCCGAACGUUUGCGCGCCGUCAAGAUUGGGCUCGCUGCUGCCAUAGCGCGUAUCGAAGAAGCCGAAGGUGCUCUGAAAAACUCAGAGUCACACGCAGACAUCUCCGUAGAGGAUCAGCUGGCUGCUGCACUUGACAAGAUGGAUAUCGCUACAUCCGAUGGCGGGCUUAUUCGAGCCCGAAGUAUUUCUAUCGCAAGGAGCACGGCUACGGUUGAUCUGUUGGAUAAUGCUGCUGUGAAAUACGUGCAUGGAGAUAUAGACGGGGAUGUGUAUCUUCGGAACUUGAAAGCGUGGGCGAGGGAUAGCGAAGAUAAUAUUACGAAGAAGGGGUCGGAAAUGCCGGAGGGUAUGCCACCACUUGACCUAUUUCUAUGUCCCUCCUCGAUCGACGCUAUCCAAGGUGCUAUUGGUGCCGUGUGUCAAGCAGUGGAUGCAGUCAUUGCAUCUACUCGCAUAAGUGCUUCUGUUGUAGCUACCGGAUCUCAACGAGCAUUUGUAGCAGUGAGACCGCCAGGCCAUCAUUGCGGUGAAGAUACCCCUUCCGGAUUCUGUUUUGUCAACAAUGUAGCGGUUGGCGCAGCUCAUGCACACCUCAAGCAUGGGAUUAAACGUGUUGUGAUAUUGGACAUUGAUUUGCAUCAUGGGAAUGGCACACAAUCGAUAGUGUGGCAAAUCAAUGAGGAGACCUACCGACAAACGCUCGAGUCUGAACAAUCACCUUCGGAACCGAACGCACCACCUUUCAAACACGGUCCGCAGAUAUUCUACGGCUCAAUACACGAUGUUCUCUCUUUCCCAUGCGAGGACGGUAAAGCGUCUUUUGUUCAAGCGGCGUCAACGUCAAUACACGGACCGCAUGGACAGCACAUCGAGAACAUACAUCUGCAGACUUACAGCUCCGAAGCAUACUUUUGGGAUGUCCUCUACAAAGAACGAUAUUCUGUGCUGCUGAAGACAGCGUCGCAGUUCCUUGACAGUACUGGUGGACCAGGAGAUGAUGUCAUGGUGUUCAUCAGUUGUGGGUUCGACGCCUGUGAACACGAGUAUCCAAGCAUGUCUCGUCAUAAUCGAAAAGUGCCUACGAGUUUCUAUCACCGACUUACUCGCGACACGUGUGCUUUUGCCGAUGUGUAUGCUCGUGGACGCGUCGUGAGCGUGCUGGAAGGCGGGUACAGCGAUCGUGCCCUGAGUAGCGGGGCAAUGGCACAUGUAUGUGGACUCGUUGUGGACACGAUACAGGUGGAUGAGAGGUGGUGGGAGUUGGAAAACCUCGUCAAGCUCGAGAAAGCCACAAAAGCCCGUAAACUCGGGCGCCUUUCGCUUGGAGAUUCCGAUUCCGAGCCGUGGCUUACACGUACCACAGAGCUCCUCUUCCAUCUCGACGUCUACCGUACCCCGCCACAGCCAUCACGGAAUUGGGUGCUUCCAACAUCGAUGACCCUACGCGAGCGUAAGAAGCCUUCGAGCAACAGCAGCACAACCGAGGUGGCUCGCAACCCCAGGAAGGGUACACACACACCAGCGCCUAUGUCUAGUAGUUCUUCGACUUCUACAUCUGCGUCUGAGAAUGAGGCUGUGAGCCCUCUCAUGGCGAAGAAGGUCCCUCGAGUGAUUUUGCAUGUUAGGCCGCCUGCGGGCACGUCGUGAUGGCGGGGUAUACGAUUUUGUACUUAUUAUUGGAAGCUUUUAAUCUAAUGUGUACUUGUUACUGUGAUGUGAACAGUAAUUUUGCUAUUAAUAUUAGUCUCGGUCGCGCAGAAGAUCAUGCCAAUUGUUCUUGGACCUGAAUCUCAAGGCGUCAACGUCGAUCACUCGUAGGCGACAGGCUCGAUUGCAGGCACUUUUACACCGUUGUAUUAUACUUGGUCACGCAUCGAUAGAAAAUUGGCUUUAAGCAUCACCAUAUUUUUAGGGUAGCUAAAAAUGCAGAUUGCAGC
Molecule: messenger RNA, 2211 nt
Organism: Suillus paluster
Lineage: Eukaryota; Fungi; Basidiomycota; Agaricomycetes; Boletales; Suillaceae
Product: arginase deacetylase
Exons: 8
Coding region: 38-1921 (627 amino acids)
Cellular component (GO): nucleus
Molecular function (GO): histone deacetylase activity
Source: RefSeq, a predicted model, not a curated record